GGGAUCACACAGGAUCCGGAGCUGGUGCUGAUAACAGCGGAAUCCCCCGUCUACCUCUCUCCUUGGUCCUGGAAUAGCGCUACCGAUUACCAAGUAGCCAAAAGAUAUUAUAAUAAACCCUCAGCACUUGCUCAGUUUUGUGAAAGUCUCAAGUAAAAGGGGCAUAUACGAAAAAAAAAAUUUAUGCCAAGAAUUCCAAAAAUAAAAUUCUCUAAGGAUUAAAAAAAAAAAGCAACUGAAAAUGCCAGCUGAUAUAAUGGAGAAAAAUUCCUCGUCCCCGGUGGCUGCUACCCCAGCCAGUGUCAACACGACACCGGAUAAACCAAAGACAGCAUCUGAGCACAGAAAGUCCUCGAAGCCUAUCAUGGAAAAAAGACGAAGAGCAAGAAUCAAUGAAAGUUUGAGCCAGCUGAAAACACUGAUUUUGGAUGCCCUUAAGAAAGAUAGCUCGCGGCAUUCCAAGCUGGAGAAGGCGGACAUUCUGGAAAUGACAGUGAAGCACCUCCGGAACCUGCAGCGGGCUCAGAUGACGGCCGCGCUAAGCACAGACCCAAGUGUGCUGGGGAAGUACCGCGCCGGCUUCAGCGAGUGCAUGAACGAGGUGACCCGCUUCCUGUCCACGUGCGAGGGCGUUAACACCGAGGUGCGCACCCGGCUGCUCGGCCACCUGGCCAACUGCAUGACCCAGAUCAACGCCAUGACCUACCCCGGGCAGCCGCACCCCGCCUUGCAGGCGCCGCCGCCGCCCCCGCCCGGACCAGGCGGCCCACAGCACGCGCCGUUCGCACCGCCUCCGCCUCUAGUACCCAUCCCCGGGGGCGCGGCGCCCCCUCCCGGCGGCGCGCCCUGCAAGCUGGGCAGCCCUGCUGGAGAGGCCGCGAAAGUGUUCGGCGGCUUCCAGGUGGUGCCGGCUCCUGACGGCCAGUUUGCCUUCCUCAUCCCCAAUGGGGCCUUCGCUCACAGCGGCCCGGUCAUCCCAGUAUACACCAGCAACAGCGGGACCUCCGUGGGCCCCAACCCAAUGUCACCUUCCAGCGGACCCUCGCUCACUGCGGACUCCAUGUGGAGGCCGUGGCGGAACUGAAGGGCUCCCUAAACCUCCCAUCCUUUUCUUACUUUGGGACACUAAACAGAAACUUUGGACUCGAGGAGAGAAGAGAACUUUGUGAUUCAGUGGUUACUUGGUUUUUUUAAUUUCUAAAAAGUUACUUUUUUGUAGAGAGCUGUAUUAAGUGACUGAUCAUGCACUAUAUUUGUAUAUAUUUUAUAUGUUCAUAUUGGAUUGCGCCUUUGUAUUAUAAAAGUUCAGAUGACAUUUCGUUUUUUACACGAGAUUUCUUUUUUAUGUGAUGCCAAAGAUGUUUGAAAAAUGCUCUUAAAAUAUCUUCCUUUGGGGAAGUUUAUUUGAGAAAAUAUAAUAAAAGAAAGUGAAGGAUUUUA
Molecule: messenger RNA, 1440 nt
Organism: Condylura cristata (star-nosed mole)
Lineage: Eukaryota; Metazoa; Chordata; Mammalia; Eulipotyphla; Talpidae
Gene: HES1
Product: hes family bHLH transcription factor 1
Exons: 4
Coding region: 242-1084 (280 amino acids)
Biological process (GO): Notch signaling pathway; regulation of transcription by RNA polymerase II; negative regulation of neuron differentiation
Cellular component (GO): nucleus
Molecular function (GO): E-box binding; DNA-binding transcription factor activity, RNA polymerase II-specific; N-box binding
Source: RefSeq, a predicted model, not a curated record